UUACUAUUAUAUUGUAGGUAGGGGUUAUUAUGGAUAACGGUGGCAAAGAGGCCUUUACAUUAAACUCUAAUACCAAAGACGCCCCGGAACGAGCGACCAAUAGUGAGGUAUCAGAUCAAGGAGUGAAGGAGACGGCAGGGGAGGAGGAAGCAGAGGAGACAGAAGAUGACGAGGGAGACGAUGAACUGUUAGAACAGGAGUUAUUAGAAAGAGAAGAGGGGGAGGAGGGGGAGGAUGAUGCAGGGGACGAGAUGAGUGGGGAUGAGGAGAACGAUGCUCCCAAUGAUGAUACAGAAAAGACUGACAAGAAGAAGAAACGUAAGAAUAUUAGAAAAAUGAUGAACGAGGAUGAACUAGCUGAGGAAACAAGAUUGGAACAAGAGAGGGAAAUGGAAAGAAUUAGGUGGUUGAGGGAGCUACACGAGAAGUCUCUAGCGGAGGAGAGGGAGAAGAAGAAGUUUCUUCAGGAAGAGAGAAAGAAACAGAAAAGCGAGGAAUCUACUUCAAAUCAAGUCAUUCUGUUGGAUGAUGACAGUGAUCACGGACUUGGAGAACCCCAGAAAGAAAGAAAACCGAAGAAAGAACCCACCGUAAUCACGCUAUCAAGUGACGAAAGCGAACCGGAAUCAGACAAACCGCUGACCGGAUACGAUGACACGACAGCGUUCGUGGGAGGCAUGCACACGGAUGACACUAAGAACGUGACAGAUAAUCAGGGACGAGUUUUGGUGAAUGUUAACCAUCCUCCAGAUGAGCAGGAUAUCUUCCUUACUGACAAACUUGCUAAAACCGUUAAACCUCAUCAGAUUGGAGGAAUUAGGUUUCUGUACGACAACAUAAUAGAGUCUGUGUCGAGGUUCAACUCAAGUCCGGGAUUCGGGUGCAUACUAGCUCACACCAUGGGUCUGGGCAAAACACUCCAAACUAUCAGCUUUGUUGACUGCUGUCUGCGGAACACUCCCGCACACACUGUUCUCAUUGUGGUACCAGUUAACGUGCUACAAAACUGGUGUAAUGAGUUUGAUAUGUGGGUUCCUAAAGAUCACACAGUAGUUGGCGAGGGAUCCGCCCGAACCUAUCCGCUCUAUGUUAUUAACGAUCUGUUGAAGACUUUCCAAGCUCGAGCUACGCUGAUCAAAAAGUGGAAUGAGACUGGAGGAGUGAUGAUUCUUGGGUAUGAGAUGUUCAGACUGCUAGCACUGACGGAGCCAUCUUACGCAGUGUCGCGCAAGCUUUGUCGCAAGAGGCGCAAGCGCGGGGCUCCUGUAAAGGAGGUGUGUGAUAUAGACGAGGAGGAGUUCUACAUGGACCUCCUGACAGCAACUCAAAGAUCCCUGUUAUAUCCUGGACCGGAUCUCAUUGUCUGCGACGAGGGACACAGAAUAAAGAAUGCUCACGCCACUAUUUCUAAAGCUCUCAAAAAAGUCAAAACCAGGCGGAGGAUAGUGUUGACGGGAUAUCCUCUACAAAAUAAUCUGGAAGAAUAUUGGUGCAUGGUGGAUUUCGUUCGACCUAACUUUUUGGGAACAAAGAACGAGUUUAAUAACAUGUUUGUGAGACCGAUAGAGAACGGACAGUGUGUUGAUAGCACGUUCAAGGACACGCAGUUGAUGAAGUUCAGAUCGCAUGUUCUACACAGUUUACUUGAAGGAUUUGUUCAGAGGCGAGACCAGAGCAUUCUGCAGCACACUCUACAAAGUAAAACGGAGUAUGUGCUGUGUGUCAAGAUGACGCCCGUGCAGAGGCGAUUACUCAAGCGGUUUGCUGCUGAUAUGGAGAUAGAUGGAGCGGUUAACCCCAUCUACGCCUUUACUGUUCUUACCAAGAUUUGGAACCACCCUGAUGUAUUACAAGAGGUGGUUGCAUCCAGUAAGAUUGAUGAUCUGGAUGUGGACCUUCCCAAAGCCAGCACCAAGCUCUCACUAGAAUGGGCACAGGAUGAGUUAGUUGGCAUGAGAAGGGGAGUCGUCGAGGAUGGAGCCAAAAUGGUCCUUCUUCUGGGCAUCAUUGAAGAAGCUGUCGCUAUUGGAGACAAAGUGGUCGUAUUUAGUCAGUCUCUCUUGACUCUGUCAUUGGUCGAGAAGUUUCUUCAACAACGUUACCUGCCCGAAAACUGCUCUCAGAAGAAUGACAUCAGAAAUUAUUUCAAUGGUGGCGAGGCUAAUCCAACGCAGUCCGGACAAGGACCGAGCAGCCCAGAGUACCCAGCUCCGAAACAGCAGAGGGUAAAGUGGGCCAAAAACAAACACUACUUCCGACUAGACGGCAGCACCAACUCUCAGGACCGAGAGCGGUUGAUAAGGCAGUUCAAUAAGAAAGGCGAGAGUGCUCUGGUGUUCCUCAUAUCAACGCGGGCCGGCUCUCUUGGAGUCAACCUUAUCGGUUCAAAUAGGGUGAUAAUUAUGGAUGUCUCUUGGAACCCUUGUCACGACGCACAAGCAGUCUGCCGGAUCUACCGCUACGGCCAGACCAAACAAAGCUAUGUCUACCGGUUCGUAGCGGAGAACACGUUAGAGAGGACAAUAUACAACAAACAGAUCACGAAGCAAGGGAUGAGCAGUAGGGUGGUCGACGAGCAGAACGUGGAGAAACAGUUCACCAGUUCGGAGAUCGUCAGCAAUGCGGACAACUUUGAGAUGAUGCCCGAUGGCCCUGCCCUUGAUCAUGAGAACGAUUGGAAAAAUACUAUUCCUGAAAUUGACGACGCAGUACUACGCACAGUCCUAGAAUCACACCCAGAUCUGCUGACUGCUGCUCCGUUUACUCACGAAUCUCUCCUCCUCGAAAACAAGAACGAGAGGCUGACGCAAGAAGAGAAGAUGUUGGCCAAAAAGAGUUAUCAGUUUGAGAAGCAGAUGAACAAAGGAUUUGGGGGCUUCUCCAACACAUAUUCCAAGCCUGUGAACAGAGUAACGCCCAUGUGCAAAGCAGCGCCCAAAUCUGUCAGCGGAGCACCCUGUCAACCUCUACCCCCAAUAGACACUUCCCCUCAUUGGAAUAAGAACGCUCCCACAACGGGUGUUUCUUUGGAAGAAUUCGCCGAGAAGUACAACGCAACGAACUGGUCACCGCUGAUAAAACCGUUGUCCCCUCUUCAGAAUGACGACACAGCACCGAUGCUUUUUCAGAAUAUCCCGGUUAACCACCAGGAACAGCAGAUACGACAGCAGCAGGUUCAGCAGAAUUUCAUCUCCAGACCAGUCACCAGCUCCAACUCCCCCAACAUUGCCCCCAAACCGAGGUCCAUCCUCCCGGCUCCCCCUACUAACCCUCAGCAAUCCUUCCUGAUGGGCGCUACCCACGCUGCCAACGUGCAACCUCCACCUCCUCUCAAACUACCUCUACCUCGACUGACCACCCACCAGACACAUCUCCAGCCCUCCAACCCGGCCAAGCGGAACAGAAAACCCUCCAAAGUGGUAUCCAGUGUUAGGCCCACUCAAGCUAUCCUAGCUCAGGUAGAGGAUGGUAAGUGCACCUACAAGGUCCCGAUUCCCCGGACACCCGAAACUCCUCCAUCUUCCAGCAGAGAGAGCUCCAGUUCCACCCCAACUUCCAGCAGCGGGAAGUCCUCCAUUACUGAUGCUCUGAGAGCGAUAGAUGAGCGGGUUAUAGAGCCACCGACAGUCAGUGUUCAGCGGAUGAUUGAGGAGAACGAGAUACUAAGGAGACAGAUAGAGUUGGAUGGGUACUUUGCGUUCAGUAAGAAUAAUGUGGGUACCGUACAAGUCGGUACUCCUCUCAAGUCCUCUCCAGGACAGUCUAGUGCGAGUACUACACCAGCAACUACUCCCGGCCUCCCUAGAGAAGAUGAUAGUAAAGAUGAUCUCAACUCUACCACAGAGUCUAAGGAGGAUGAUAAAAUGGAGAAGCAAAAACCUAAAAAGAAGGUAGCUAAGAAGACCUCUUCCUCCUCAGCCCAAAAUGUCCAACAGCAGCAAGUGGUUUACCAGGCCAUCCCAGCUCAAGCUGUUCAGUCAAACCAGGGAUAUCAACUCCUGAUACAGAUGCCACCGGGAGGGACUCUGCCUAACCAGACUAAGAUGGUCCCUGCUACUCAGAUUAUCCAAGCUCAGCCUGGUCAGCAGUUCCUCAAUAACGGUACCCAAGUUAUCAACGGACAACCCAUCUUCAUUCAGAAACAGAAUACUCCGUUGCAGCUCCAGAUGCCUGCCGGGAGCAAGGCAGUCUAUCUCAUGUCACAGCCCUCUUCUGUCUCACCUCAGACGAGUCAAAUGAACCAAUCCGUCACAACAACCGCUCAGUCUUACAAUAGCACUGCUAACUCAACGUCAAUGGACCAGUACAUCAUGACUCCAGCCACUUCGCAAGAUCAGAGUGGUGAGAGUGCUAGUAAGGAUGUGACCCCUGAGUCGACCCCCUCCAGUACUGCGUCCACUCCUCAACAUGAUGUGGUCCAGCAGACCCCUCCUCCGACCCUGCUCAGUCCCGUGAACUACGAUAUUCAGCCCCAGAUUCGGAGUUCACCUCAGCUUCAACCGCAGCCUGUUUUGAUUCAGCAACAACAGCCAUAUCAGCAGUUCCAGUACCAGCAGCAACCUCAGUAUCAGACUUACUUCGCUGGUACUCAGAUGAUUCAGCCCAGACUUAUGCCGCAGCAAAUGUACAUGCAGCCCAGUCAGAUCCAGCGCGUACAGCAGCAACCAAAGCUCAAACCAAAGCCGAAAAGCGCACCGAGCAAAUCAAAAAGCAAGAAACCCAAAGCUUCAGAAGCUGUUCAAAACCACAUGACGCAGGCUCAGAUGCAUGCGAACAUGCUGGCUCAGCAGAAACAGAGACAGCUUACUCAACAGAUGCAUCAUCAGUCAAUGUCUGGUGUCUUCAACCAGAGACCCCAAUUAGCCUACCGUCCACAACAACAGUAUUACGCUCCUGUCACCGACCCUGCUGCGGCCCCUCAGCACCCCAUGAAAAGUGAACCCAGCAACUGUCAGGUAGCCAGCUCCCAGGCCAGCCAACAGAGCCAGCAACGCUUCACUAACCCAGCCUAUCAGAACCACUUGUAUCAACAGCAGCAGGCUCAGUACAGUCAGUACAUGCAGCAGCAGCAGAUGCAAAUGUUCGCCGCCAAGGAGGCUGAGGCCAAGAAGGCUACUCCCAGUCCCGCCAGUAAGAGGAAAUCAAGGAAGAAGACGUCAGAUGAUUGUGACAACAGAGUCAACAUUCAGAUACACUCCCCCAUAUCGUUCCCUGCUGAAAAGAAGCAGAAGAAAAUGAAGAAGGCGCCGGAUUGUCCGUACUCGCAGCAAUCCAGCACAACUCCAGCAGUUCCUGCUCCAGCCCCUGUACAGAGGGAGCAACAGCAUGUUAACUUCGCUCAGCUGCAUCAUCAGCAGCAUCUCUACCAGAACAUGAUGCAGAUGUAUAGGCAACAGACCCCACAGCACCAGCAACAGGGCCAACCUCAACAACCACCGCAGGAACAGCAACAGCAGCAGCAGGCUCAGCAACAGCAACAACAGCAGCAGCAGCAGAGUCAACCCCAGCAGCAUACCCCUACCUCAAUGCAACCACACCAGGGCUACCAGCAGCUCCCUCCCCACCACCAGCAUCUCCAGGCGGCCUCCUUCCAGCUCCCCACCCAACAGCAACAACAACAACUCCCUCCCCUGCUCUACAAACAGUAUCUCCAGAAACAGCAGCCGGCAAUGCAGAAAGCCGCCCCCGCUCCACAAGGACACACUCCACUCAGAGGCGCCGCUCCUCAGUACUGGGGUGGUCCCCAGUACCCCCAGUAUUCCCAGGAACAGAGCUUUGGGUUUGGUGCUCCUGAUAUGGGCCAGGAUGAGGAUGACAGGACCUCUUCCCCGCAGAGCGAAGGGGAGAUGGACGUUAACCAGUUUCUCAACAUUCCAAUCAAAACUGAAACUCGCGAAGCUAAGGGGUCUUAACGCCUCCAGUUCGCCACUAGAUCACAGUGAGUAUUCCUCACUAAGACAUGUUCCUCUGCACAUAUAGAUAUCUAAAGCUGAAGAUGGUGAUGAUUGGCACGUCAGUGUACUUCAAUACGGGAUUAAGAACAGGAGCAUUAACAGGACCAAUAUGAAUGGUUGGGUUGGACGAUUUUUUUGCAAAAAAACUGUGUCAGCACAGAGUGAGGUAUCAUUAAAUUGUUAACAUAUUUUUGAUAAGAACUGAACAUCAUUGAUAUUUCAUACAAGAUUUAAUUAAUAUCCAAAGUUUAUUUUUAAUCCAAACAGUCGUAUUUGUUUAAUGUUUAUUUGAUGAAGAAUAAGAUGUUAACCUUUAACAGUUAAUUUUAGUUUUUGAUGAUCUGUAUUUAAGUGAUCAAAAUCAAAAGAUUAGGAACCUAUUAUUAUUGUUUUAUAUUUAAAUCUUUUAAAUUGAACAAUUUGCAAUGUUAUGGUUAUUCAUCAUAGCCCAAUGCAGAUUUGAAUACAAGCAGUUUCUAAGUUUUUUUGUUAUCUUCUAGAUACUUUUUUUCAAAAUGAAAUAGGUUUAAUUUAAUUAAAGUUAUUAAGGUUCAAGUGUGUGUGUUUUUUGAGUGUUUUUCUCUCCCUGUGAAAAUCUAAUUGAAGUUUUUGUAAAAGGUUUUUUUGACAUUUAUAUUUCAGUUGAUGCUUUCUAAUAAGUGAUACUGAUUAUAUUACAUGUUCUUUUUGUUUUUUUUUCCUUUCCAUAAAUAAGACAUUUAAGAGAUUUCUUUAUCAUGUUUCAAGUAAGAUUGCUAUCAUUUUCUGUUUUCUUUACGGUUCUUAAAAGUUUUUUCAGGUCUUAAAGUGCAUUGUUAUCACGAGUUUCAAUUUUGUUUUUCUAUCAUACAUGCCGAUUAUAUCACGCCUCUAAAUUUCAGACUCAAUUAUAAAUCUUGAAACGACAGUAUAUUUUCCGUUUAAAUUAUGAGAAAGUGGUAUCAUUAUUUUGGAAAUUAGUUGCUUAAACUUCUGUGGACUUCCUGUGAGUUGUUCCUCACAUUUGCAGACAUGACAACUACUUAUCUGCAUCUUGUCACGAAGCUUGGGAUAUAUAUUUUUACUUGCACGUGAAUUUACUUUUGUUAAUCACUGUAAUUUAGGGAAUAUAAUUAGCUGGUUUAUAGUCGGCGAUUUUUGGGAUAUUUUUGCGUUCAGAUAGUCUUAGAAUUAGGUGCAAAGUUCCGUGUAUUUUUCGUAAACUAAAGACAGAACAUAACUGGUUAAGUAGAAUGUAUUAUAACUAUUUUAUUAGCUUUGUUUAAGAUAUAUAUCUAUUUUUGGAUGCGCACAUUCUGUUAUUUAAUACGCCGUAACUUGUAAAAUAUCUAGAACUAGAAGUUUUGUCAUACUUACUCUAUUUUAACAAAUUUAU
This is a messenger RNA of Bolinopsis microptera, 7329 nucleotides long. RefSeq lists its product as uncharacterized. Gene Ontology annotation, molecular function: ATP hydrolysis activity; ATP binding; ATP-dependent chromatin remodeler activity. Gene Ontology annotation, cellular component: nucleus. The coding region runs from base 30 to 5912 and encodes 1960 amino acids. Lineage: Eukaryota; Metazoa; Ctenophora; Tentaculata; Lobata; Bolinopsidae. The transcript is spliced from 21 exons. The record is from RefSeq and is a predicted model, not a curated record.